AUGAAUAGCAAUAGAAUCAGAAUUUGUGAAUUUAAAAAUCAAUGUUAGAUAGAAGGUUGCUCUAAUUUACAUUCUUUUGACUAAAACUACUUUUAUAAGGUUUAGAUGGAAAAAGCAAAACAUUAAAUAGUAUUAAAAUUUAAUAUUAAGAAAUGUGAAAAAAACUGUGUAGAUUUUGAAUCAUGUUUGGAUUUACACGAAAAUGAAAGAUUAUUUAUUUAAUGUUAAAAGAAUUGUUAAGACCCACAAUGUAUAUUUACUCAUGAAACAAAUGUUUUAUAAAAUGAAGAAAAAAUAUAGAAAGCAAAUGAAUAUAGAGAAUAGGGAAAUGAAUUAUAUAAAUAAGGAGAUUAUUAGAAGGCAAUAUAAGCUUUUGAUGAGGCAAUUGUAAUUCAUACAUUUUAUGAAGAAAUAUAAUAAUACAAUGUCUGUCUUUUAUUCAAAUAAAGCAUUAUGCUAUAAGAAAUUAAAAGACUGGAGCAAAGUCAAUGAGAUAUCAAAACAAGCCCUAUAAAUAGAUGAAUAUAAUUUAAGAGCAAAAUACCUUGAAACCAUUUCCAGUAUAGAACUCUAGAAAACAGAGCCAAACUCAUCAAUAUUAGUAAUACUAAGAAAUAAUUUGCAAAUUCUUCAAUUUAGUAUAUAUUUUUUUGAACUAUUACAGUUGAAUUAGAAGCUGAAAAUAAAUAAAUGCAAUCAUUAGUAAAUCUUAGCAAAGAGAAAAAUAAAAUUUCAAUUAUUAUUGAACAAUUGAAUAAGUCAGAAGAGGAUCUUAAAAUUAUUAAAUUUGUUGAAAAUUCAGAGAUAUCAGAAUAACAAAAAUAAAAUCUAAUUUCAUUUAUUUGGUCUAAAAUUGUACCAUAACAAGUUUUUUUACAAAAGCCAGAACCAGAAGAAGAAGCUCAUGAUUAUUUAAAUUGUCCUAUUACAUUUGAAAAUUUUAUUGAUCCUGUAUUAACUUGUGGAGGAUAAACUUAUGAAAGAUAGGCUCUUGAGUAUCAUACAACUAAAAAUGGCUAUUUCGAUCCUUGUACUAGAAUGGCAUUGAAACCUAACUACAUUUCAAAUUUGUAAAUAUAAUAAGCUGUCCAAGACUUUUAAAAUCGAAAUAAAUUUCAUUUGUAAACGAACGAAGCCAUUUCAUUCGAAUGA
This is a messenger RNA of Paramecium sonneborni, 1152 nucleotides long. NCBI's taxonomy places the organism in Eukaryota, Ciliophora, Oligohymenophorea, Peniculida, Parameciidae. The record is from the annotation of a GenBank genome assembly.